AUGAAGCCAUUGUUAAAACACGUAAUUUCCCCUAAUCAGGCUGCUUUUGUAAGUGAAAGACAAAUCAUUGAUAAUGUGGUUUUAGCGCAUGAAUUUAUGAGCUUAUUAGGGAAUAAAAGGAAAGGAAAGAAGAAGUUCAUGGCAAUUAAGCUAGAUAUGUUGAAAGCUUAUGAUCGGGUGGAAUGGGGCUAUAUGAAACAAAUGAUAAUCCAUAUGGGAUUUCAUGAGAGGUUUGUGGGAUGGAUUAUGGAAUGUAUAUCUUUUACGUCUUUCUCCUUUAAUUUGAAUGGAGAGAUAAGGGGAAAUGUAGUUCCUUCAAGAGGGCUGAGGCAGGGAGAUCCGCUUUCGCCAUACCUUUUUGUCAUCUGUGCUGAAGGUUUGUCUGUGCUACUAAAGCAGGCUGAGGAGCGGAAUGUACUAGCUGGUUUACAAUUGAAUAGGAAUUGGCCGUCAGUGUCUCACUUGUUUUUUGCAGAUGAUUCUUUCUUUUUCUGUGAAGCCUCGAUGCAGAGCGCAUCUGAAGUCCAAAGAAUUCUGCAAGAUUAUGCUAGAUGUUCGGAUCAACUGAUUAACACUGAUAAAUCUACAGUCUUCUUUCGCAAGAAUAUAGAAUGUCAAGAAAGAGAAGAGAUUUGUGCUAUGCUGGGAAAUAUGAAAAUAUGUACCAAUGGUAUGUAUUUGGGGCUACCCGCAGUGGUGGGAAGAUCGAAGAACGAAAUAUUGGGUUUUAUCAAGGAUAGAGUUGGGACAAAAAUAAAAGGUUGGAAAGAACGAUUCUUAAGUCCAGCAGGAAAAGAAGUAUUAUUAAAAUCGGUCCUUUCAGCUAUACCCACAUAUGCCUUGACAUGCUUUAGAAUGCCAGAUCGAUUAUGUGAACAGAUCACAUCUUUGUUUAAUAGAUUCGGGUGGGGGAAAGAUGAGGAGGUACGAAAGAUGCAUUUAGAGAAAUGGGAGAGACUUUGUGAUGCAAAAAGCAAAGGGGGUCUUGGAUUUAGAGAUUUAAAAGCGUUCAAUAUGGCCUUAUUGGCUAAAACGGCUUGGAGAGUGUUGAAAAAUCCAGACUCAUUAAUGGCUAAAGUUUUGAAAAGCAAAUAUUUCCCAAAUUCUUCUUUUAUGAAUGCAGAGGUGAAAGGAUCAUCUUCGUGGAUUUGGAGAAGCUUGAUGUGGGGAAGAGACCUCUUACGAAAGGGAGUCAGAUGGAAUCUUACGGAUGGUGCAUAUUUUAAUGUAUGGUUUGAGCCAUGGCUACCUAAGGAUGAUAAGUUUUACCCUGUUACAAUUCAUGGUGAUAGUGACAGGGAUUUAAAGGUUUUUGACUUGAUUGAUAGUGAGAGCUCAACAUGGAAAUUAGCUAUGCUUAGUGGCUUAUUCUGCGAGGGUGACAUUAAAGCUAUUCUUUCUAUUCCAUUGUCUAGGUCGGACGGGAUUGAUAGAUUGUUAUGGCACUUUACACAAUCUGGGAGUUAUGAAGUGCGUCCAGGCUAUCACCUAGCAAAAUCCUUAUUGGAGGCUCAUGAAAGGAGAAAUGAUAGAAUUGAAUCGAGUAACCAGUCUUUUCCGAAAUCAUUUUGGUUGAGUGUGUCGAAAAUGAAAACUAAUAACAACUUAAAGCAUUUUUUGAGGAAGCGUUUGUUGAAUGCCUUACCGGUUAAAAGUGUGCUAGCAAAGAGGCUAAGGCUACAAGAUACGACAUGUAGGCCAAUCAUCGCUGAAGCAAUUGCAGUUAGAGAGGCAUUGCAGAUUGCGGUUCACAAAGGAUGGAGGAAAGUGCAUAUUCUAUCGGAUGCAAUGGAAUUGGUAAUGAUAAGUCAAGGACUGAAGUCAACACCUUGGCUUGUGCAAAACGUAUAUGAAGAUAUCAUGCAGCUCAAGGACACCCUAGAUGUAGUUCGAUUUUCUUUUAUUAGAAAGAACAAAAAUAGGUGUAGUCACCGUCUUGCUAGUUUUUCAAAGACUUUAGUUGAUGCAGUUUCUUGGGAUGACCAAUUUCCUAUAUGGCUUGUACAUGAAACUCGUGACUCUUUUGCUUUGCUAUCAAAUGAAUGA
Molecule: messenger RNA, 2046 nt
Organism: Lycium ferocissimum
Lineage: Eukaryota; Viridiplantae; Streptophyta; Magnoliopsida; Solanales; Solanaceae
Exons: 2
Coding region: 1-2046 (681 amino acids)
Molecular function (GO): RNA-DNA hybrid ribonuclease activity; nucleic acid binding
Source: RefSeq, a predicted model, not a curated record